Messenger RNA from Myxocyprinus asiaticus (Chinese sucker), 1320 nucleotides. Its product is annotated as ribonuclease H2 subunit C-like. Bases 97 to 507 code for a protein of 136 amino acids. Gene Ontology annotation, biological process: RNA catabolic process. The transcript is spliced from 5 exons. Gene Ontology annotation, cellular component: ribonuclease H2 complex. The record is from RefSeq and is a predicted model, not a curated record. Lineage: Eukaryota; Metazoa; Chordata; Actinopteri; Cypriniformes; Catostomidae.
CAUUUUUGUGUCUGCUAAGAAAUACAGCGCGUCCAAUCACAGCGCACGCUGCCGUCCCAUGAGACACGUUGUAAACAGUGUUGCGAACAAGUGGAGAUGUCAACGAACAGUUGUGUGACAUCUAUCCGGCUUGACUCCGUCAAACAAGAGGACAAAGGGCAGAUCCACUUGUUACCUUGUGAAAUAGAGCAUAACGGGCCUGCCGAAGUCUCAAAGUUCUUUACUUCCACUGUGAAGGAGCGCGAACACGAAAUAACCGUGUCAUUCAGAGGCCGAGGACUGAAGGGUCAAAAAUUGAACUGCCCAAAAGGACACACAGGACUGGUGCUGAAAGAGGUUCAGAGGCCUGCAUCUGAUCAAGAGGACAGAAUAGUAAAAGUCUCUUCAGUGUUCCAUAAUUUCACAUACUGGAAUUUGGAGACACCCCCAACAUCUGAUGAUGGAGUUGUGAUGGCAAUGGCAUGGCCUCAGCUAGCAGAGACGAUACAUGGACCAGUGGACGACUGAUCAUUGUUUUAUUAUGGACAUGAUUACCUGCCUCUUCUCAAGUACACUGUUACAGUUACACAAAUGUGAAAACAAAACAACUUACUAAGUUGUGGUAUUGACCACCAUUUUUAUUGAACAGAAAAUGGAUAACUAUUAAAGACUUAUUUUGUUUUCACUUAUGAAGAAGUGGAAAAUUCCGGGGUCUCUUGAUACCAAGCCAAGGUCAGGUAGACCAAGAAAGAUUUCAGCCACAACUGCCAGAAGAACUGUUCGGGAUACAAAGAAAAAUCCACAGGUAACCUCAGGAGAAAUACAGGCUGCUCUGGAAAAAGAUGGUGUGGUUGGUUCAAGGAGCACAAUACUUGUUAACCCCUCUCCAAACAUAGUGCUUAUGGUUGUGACCAUAAAGCUCUAUUUUGGUCUUGUCACUCCAAAUUACAGUGUGCCAGAAGCUGUGAGUCAUGUCAAGGUGUUGUCGGGCAUAUUGUAACUGGGCUUUUUUGUGGCAUUGGCUUCUUUCUGGCAACUCAACCAUACAGCUCAUUUUUGUUCAAGUAUCAUCGUAUUGUGCUCCUUGAAACAACCACACUCUUUUUCCAGAGCAGCCUGUAUUUCUCCUGAGGUUACGUGUGGGUUUUUCUUUGUAUCCUUUACAAUACUUCUGGCAGUUGUGGCUUAAAUCUUUCUUGGUCUACCUGACCUUGGCUAGGUAUCGAGAUCCCCGAAUUUUCCACUUCUUCAUAAGUGAUUGAACAGUACUGACUGGCAUUUUCAAGGCUUUGGAUAUCUUUAUAUCCUUUUCCAUCUUCAUAAAUUUCCAUUACCUUGUUA